CCACUCGCCUCCGCGAUAACCCCCGAGCGCGAGCAAGCCAAGACCACAAACACAGGAAGCGCGCAGAAGAGGCUGAGGCGCAGAGCUCUCGGCCAUGGAGGUGGCCGCUCGCCCCCUUCCCCUCCUCUCCACUGCACCCGCCCACCGCCUCCGCCUCCUCCUCCUCCCUCCUCGCCCCGUCUCCGGCCGCCGCCUCCGCCCCUCCCCUGGACCCCGAGGUUUCGGCUGCGUGGGUGAUGGCUGGGGAGGAAGGCAUUCUGCUCGUAAGAAAGGAUUCAUCAUAAUAAGCAGCUCGUCAGGUUCAAGCAUUCAGUACUCAUCAGUAGAACCCGCAACUCAGGAAGUGGGCGCAGAGGGUUCUUCAGGGGAAUGGAGCGGGGAUGCCAUUCGCCGGAGGUUCCUUGAUUUCUAUGCUGCCCGUGGCCAUAAGAUCCUCCCCAGCUCGUCGCUUGUGCCUGACGAUCCGACUGUGUUCCUCACCAUCGCGGGGAUGCUUCAGUUCAAGCCUAUAUUUCUUGGCAAUGAACCUAGGCGUGUGCCAUGUGCCACUACCUCCCAGAAAUGCAUACGAACAAAUGAUAUUGAAAAUGUGGGACGCACUGCUCGACAUCAGACUUUCUUUGAGAUGCUUGGGAACUUCAGUUUUGGCGAUUACUUCAAGAAAGAAGCAACCGCAUGGGCAUGGGAGCUGGCAACCAAGGAAUAUGGAUUACCCACAGAAAGGCUGUGGAUUAGUGUUUUCGAAGAUGAUGAUGAAGCAUUCUUCAUUUGGCACAAUGAGGUUGGUGUACCAAAGGAGCGGAUAAAGAGGAUGGGUGCAGAUGAUAACUUUUGGACUAGUGGCGCAACUGGACCCUGUGGACCAUGCUCUGAAAUUUAUUAUGAUUUCUAUCCCGAGCGAGGAUCAUCAGAUGCGGAUUUAGGCGAUGAUAGUCGAUUCAUUGAAUUCUAUAAUCUUGUCUUUAUGCAAUACAACAAAAAGGAUGAUGGAUCCCUAGAACCACUGAAACAAAAGAACAUCGAUACAGGAAUGGGACUUGAGCGUAUGGCACGCAUUCUUCAAAAGGUUCCAAACAACUAUGAGACAGACUUGAUUUUCCCAAUUAUAGAAAAGGCAGGUAGCAUGGCGAUGGUGUCCUACGCUAAAGCUGAUGAUGCCACAAAGACAAAUCUUAAAAUAAUUGGAGAUCAUAUGAGAGCAGUUGUUUAUCUCAUAUCAGAUGGGGUCAUUCCCUCGAAUAUUGGGAGAGGAUAUGUUGUUCGAAGGCUUAUAAGAAGAGUAGUUCGGAUGGGUAGAUUGAUAGGUAUAAAAGGUGAUGGGCAUGGAAAUUCUGAAGGUGCAUUUUUACCUUCACUAGCCGAGGUAGUGAUCAGCCUUAGCACUGAGAUAGAUCCAGAUGUUGAAUCACGACGGAAAUCUAUUCUUGGAGAACUUCAAAGGGAAGAGCUGCGAUUUGUCCAGACUUUGGAAAGAGGUGAAAAGUUAUUGGAUGAACUUCUAGAUGAGGCGCUAUUAAGUGCUGGUAAUAAUGGAAAAAAGCCUUCCCUAUCUGGAAAAGAUGUUUUCCUUUUGUACGAUACAUAUGGUUUUCCAGUAGAGAUUACAGCUGAAAUAGCCGGUGAACGAGGUGUUACUGUUGAUAUGAAGGGAUUUGAUAUUGAAAUGGAAAACCAAAGGAAACAAUCUCAGGCUGCUCAUAAUGUAGUGAAGCUUUCUGUAGGAAAUGGGACCGAUAUAGUCAAGAGCAUCCCCGAUACUGAAUUUUUGGGAUAUGACUCUCUCUUUGCCACUGCUGUUGUUAAAGGUCUCUUGGUUAAUGGAGACCCAGUGAAUGAAGUUUUAGAAGGUUCUGAAGUAGAAAUAUUAUUAGAUCGGACGCCAUUCUAUGCUGAAUCAGGUGGUCAAGUUGGAGAUAAUGGUUUCUUAUAUGUGAAUGGAGGGGAAGAUGGAAAACAAAAGGCAGUCAUAGAAAUCAAAGACGUCCAAAAAUCUCUGGGAAAUAUAUUUGUGCACAAAGGCACAAUUAAGCUAGGGUCAGUAGAGGUUGGCAAGGAAAUCGAUGCUUCUGUUGAUACAAAAUUGAGGCAGGGUGCUAAGGCCCAUCAUACUGCAACACAUCUACUACAGUCCGCUCUUAAAAGUGUUGUUGGUUCAGAAACUUCACAGGCUGGUUCCCUUGUGGCUUUUGAUCGUCUCCGGUUUGACUUCAAUUUCCAUCGCCCCCUUUCUGAAGAGGAAUUACUGACAAUUGAAUCACUUGUAAACCAAUGGAUUGGCGCUGCAACACAACUUGAGACAAAAGUCAUGGCUUUGCAAGAUGCAAAAAUUGCUGGUGCCAUUGCUAUGUUUGGAGAAAAGUAUGGUGAACAGGUCAGAGUCGUUGAGGUCCCUGGGGUCUCGAUGGAACUUUGUGGUGGAACUCAUGUCAGUAAUACUGCUGAGAUUCGUGGUUUCAAGAUAAUCUCAGAACAGGGAAUAGCUUCUGGAAUCAGAAGGAUUGAGGCAGUUGCAGGUGAUGCAUUUGUUGAGUAUGUUUGUGCUCGCGACAACUAUAUGCGACACUUAUGCUCAUCCCUUAAGGUUAAAGCUGAAGAUGUGAAUGGCAGAGUAGAAACAAUUCUUGAAGAAUUAAGAACAACCAGAAAUGAAGUAUCAUCUCUACGCAGCAAAAUUGCAGUGCUCAAAGCAGCAUCUCUCGCAAGUAAAGCAACAACCGUUGCGCCCCAUAAUGUCAGGAUUAUGGUUGAGAACAUGGGUGAUGUGGAUGCCGAUGGGCUGAAAAGCGCCGCCGAGUAUCUAGUGGAAACCAUGCAAGACCCUGCUGCGGUGAUUUUGGGAUCAAGUCCAGGGGAUAGUAAAGUUAACUUGGUUGCUGCCUUCAGCCCUGGAGUUGUCAAAAUGGGGAUGCGGGCAGGGAACUUCGUGGGUGGCAUAGCCAAACUCUGCGGCGGAGGUGGUGGCGGUAAGCCUAACUUUGCGCAAGCUGGUGGGCGGAAGCCAGAAAACUUACCAGAUGCCCUUGAGAAGGCCCGAGCUGAAAUUGUUGCUGCAGUAUCAUCAGACUCCAGCUGAUUCUCUGCUCCAUACUUGAUAGCAUUAUACAGAUAGGAAAUGUAACAGACUAUUGCAAUUAGCAAGCAAGGAGAACAUUUUUGGACCCCUUCCUGGUAGUGUACGCUCUUGUGCAGAUGAAGGAACAAUUUUUGUUGGUUGUAAGUAGGCGGCAAACCAAGAUUUUUUUUUUUCAAUUUGUCAUACUGUAAAAGUACAGACUUAUCAGUCACACGAAUACACUAUCUCUUUUUUUUU
This is a messenger RNA of Phragmites australis (common reed), 3310 nucleotides long. RefSeq names its product alanine--tRNA ligase, chloroplastic/mitochondrial-like. Gene Ontology annotation, cellular component: chloroplast; cytoplasm; cytosol. Lineage: Eukaryota; Viridiplantae; Streptophyta; Magnoliopsida; Poales; Poaceae. Gene Ontology annotation, molecular function: alanine-tRNA ligase activity; nucleic acid binding; aminoacyl-tRNA deacylase activity. The record is from RefSeq and is a predicted model, not a curated record. Gene Ontology annotation, biological process: tRNA modification; alanyl-tRNA aminoacylation. The transcript is spliced from 13 exons. The coding region runs from base 95 to 3073 and encodes 992 amino acids.